Messenger RNA from Neodiprion fabricii, 2542 nucleotides. RefSeq lists its product as uncharacterized. The transcript has 11 exons. The record is from RefSeq and is a predicted model, not a curated record. The coding region runs from base 300 to 1640 and encodes 446 amino acids. Lineage: Eukaryota; Metazoa; Arthropoda; Insecta; Hymenoptera; Diprionidae.
AGAACCGUCUACGUGUCGUGAGAUGGGUUCCGGUCUAUUUUGAUCAUUUAUAAACCCGGGGAAUCCUAUAACGGCGUACAACUUCGUGUAUAAAACAAUCGAGUGGAAAAUUCAAUUGCAGUUCAACGUCGACGAUUGACGCGUAUUUUCGUAAAUUCAAGGGAACAUACUUCUGUCUAUUGUUUGUUUAACGAGUGUUCGAUACGUGGUUCGAUAUAUGUUACAUAACGCCGGGAGAAUUCAAGUAUAACAGUACGCACUCAGGUUUUCAAAGAAAUUCUUUCCCACAAUCAAAAGACAUGGCGCCUAUACCUGUCGAUCCAAGAUUUAAAUCAGACCGCAUUUUCAAUGAAAUAAAUAAACAAUUUGUCACAUUGAAACCUGACGAAACAAAGGAAUACAAUGCCCAUUUACAAAGGGUCUUGUCGACGUUCAUUGAAAGAAUGAAAGAAAAGGAUCCACUAUUCAAUGCAUGUUAUCGGCGGAUUGUUUAUGUGGGCAGUUAUUAUGAAGGCCUUAAAGUAGGCAAGCCGGAAGAGUAUGAUUUAAAUGUUAUCAUAAAUCUACCAAUCGACUACAAGACUUUGAACAUUUUAAUAGCUUCCGAGAAGCCAGGAUAUGUGAAAAUUAAAGCAAUGUCAGAUGUUCUACCAAACUUAAGAAAACAACCUAGAUGGUCUGAGUAUAAGAGACCUCGUGCAGCUGUUUAUCAAAGGCAGAGAUAUAGAAAGUUAGUUAUGGAUAAGUGGUUUGACAAAUCAAUGUAUCUUGAUCAAAACCAAUUCCGUCAGUGGUUCGAAUCGGUUGCGAGUAGGGUGUUCCAAUCAUUUCCAACUCCAGCUAACAAUGAGUACAUUUUAUCAGUGGAUGGAAUAAAAUAUACACUGCGUCAAAAAAAAAGUGGCCCAGCACUAACGUUGAAAAUAAACAUACCGAACGGACACAACGUAGAUGUGGAUCUCGUUCCAGUCCUUGAAUUUCUGACCGCACCUCCUCGACCAUUCAGGAGUCACACUAAGAAGAAGAAUUGGUUCGCCGUAUCGAAACCAUUACAGAAUUGUUCCAAUAAUCAUAUACUGUGGAGACCAAGCUUCUACGAAAGAGAACAGGAACUGCUUAAAGGCAGUAUUAAACAAGUCAUCAGACAGAUGAAGAAAUUGAGGGAUACCCAAAACUUUAAAAGCAUCGCUAGUUACUUCAUAAAAACUUUGUUCCUUCGGGAAUUGGAGAACCAAGAUUAUAGUUCCGAUUUUCAAAGAUUACCAUCCACGUGGAUAUUUUACUAUAUGUUGAAAAAAUUUCAAGAAUCGACUGGAAAAGGUAUAAUAUACGAUUUUUGGAAUCCGACAAACAAUCUGUUGGUCAACAUUAGCCAGAAAGAAAUGUCAAACAUAAAUGACAGAUUGAAUAAAAUAAUCAAAGAUAUCGAUAAAAAAAUUCAGAGCGAUGAGUAUAUCAUUGCAGAAUACAUACUGAACAAAGACGAAUUGACAAAGUUGAAAACGUCAAUGCUUUCUUCUGCGAUGAAAGAAAUGAGAAUCGAAUCCGCAUCAGCAUCAACUUCUCAAAAUAAUGGUAUUUUAUCAAGUCUAUGGAACGCCUAUUGGAAUAUUUCAGCCCCGAAUCCUGCAAUUCAAUAACGACGAUAGAGUGUGCAUUAAUGCAGCAGAUUUUUCUUGAUGCUUAUGCAUAGGUAACUUUUGCAUUACUCAAGGAUCAAGUGUUCAGUAAACUAUAAACGAAGAUAUACUUGGGUAUAUAUCAAUAGAUUAUAUAAAUUUUACACUGGUACAGGUAUCACGUAGCACUUCGAAUAGCAGUCAACAAACCAAAUUGGAAGAUAAAUUGCUACCGAAAGCAAUGUUUUAUUAUUGUACUUUUUUAUAAGCAUAUUUGACGUACACUUGUACAGCACGAUAUUCGUCACUGUACAUAAAAGUGCGGAUGUUGCAUAAAUGUCAGCGGGAGUUUUAGAUAUUGUACAUUAUCGGGAAAAAAUUCUAAAUUAGGAAUUCAUGUGACAAUAUUAUGUUAAAAUCUCGUUAAUAUCGUAGGUUUAUAAAAGGUUUUUUAAAAAUAUUUUUAUUACAGUUAUACAAACUAUUUUAGUUAGAAAAUUUUAUCCAUAUAAAAACUAUUUGUUUAAAAUUUGUUUCAGCCUUUAUCCGAUCACAUAUUUUAUAAAUAUUUUAUAUUUAAUACGUGUUUCAGCUGUUAUGACUUUAUAGCUACUUUUAAUCAUUUUUAAUUAUAGGUAGGAUAUGUAAAAUAUUUUUUUACCCCGUACACAUUGGUUUUAUUAGAUAUAAGAUUUUUGUACAUGCAUGAAGUAAUAUACGCGAAAAUCAAUUGUAGAUUUUUUGUCUGGCAAACCCAAAUAUGACUUAGUUUUAAUUAAAAAUAUAUAUGAAUUUUAAAUAGGUAAAAUCUGAUAAAAAUUAGAGUAAUCGAUGGUAGAAGAUUGCAUAUCACAGAACAUUCAUUAUGAAGGAUAAAUCCAUUUUUGCAAUAACUUCAAAUUUCUCUUUCAACCCAACUUAAC